GUUUCUUCCUGUAACUCGGCCAGAAUGAGUGUUUCUGGGUGAAACAUUCUGAGUGUGUCUGCUGGGUGCUGUGAGGGGAGCUCGGCAAGCUCAGAACUCCAGACAUGGAAGUAGUGACCUAUGAUGACGUGCAUGUGAAAUUCACUAUGGAAGAGUGGGCUUUGCUGGAUCCUUCUCAGAAGAGUCUCUACAAAGAUGUGAUGCUGGAGACCUAUAGGAAUCUCACAGCUAUAGGCCACGUUUUGGAAGAUCGUACUAUUGGUGAACAUUUUCCAGGUUCUAGAAGACAUGGAAGGCAUGAAAGAAGUUGUUUUGGAGAGCAACCUGCUGAGAUUGUUCAAUGUGCUAAAGCUUUUGCAUGCCAGAGUCAUAUUCAAAGGCAUGAAAGAACUCAUAAUGGACAGAAACCCUAUGAAUGUAACCAAUGUGGUAAAAUCUUUGCAGAUAGCAGUGUUCUCAAAUGUCAUCAAAGAACACAUACAGGAGAGAAACCCUAUGAAUGUAACCAAUGUGGUAAAGCCUUUGCACAUAGCAGUGCUCUCCGAUGUCAUAAAAGAAUACAUACAGGGGAGAAACCCUAUGAAUGUAACCAAUGUGGUAAAGCCUUUGCACACAGCAGUGGUCUGAAAUAUCAUAAAAGAACACAUACGGGAGAGAAAACCUAUGAAUGUAACCAGUGUGGUAAAGCGUUUGCACGUAGCAGUGUUCUCCGAUGUCAUAAAAGAACACAUACAGGGGAGAAACCAUAUGAAUGUAACCAAUGUGGUAAAGCCUUAGCACAUAACAGUGCUCUCCAAUGUCAUAAAAGAACACAUACAGGGGAGAAACCCUAUGAAUGUACCCAAUGUGGUAAAGCCUUUGCACACAGCAGUGGUCUGAAAUAUCAUAAAAGAACACAUACGGGAGAGAAAACCUAUGAAUGUAACCAAUGUGAUAAAGCCUUUGCACGUAGCAGUGCUCUCCAAUGUCAUAAAAGAACGCAUACAGGGGAAAAACCCUAUGAAUGUAACCAAUGUGGUAAAGCCUUAGCACAUAGCAGUGCUCUCCGAUGUCAUAAAAGAACACAUACAGGGGAGAAACUCUAUGAAUGUAACCAAUGUGGUAAAGCCUUUGCACACAGCAGUGGUCUGAAAUAUCAUAAAAGAACACAUACAGGGGAGAAACCCUAUGAAUGUACCCAAUGCGGUAAAGCCUUUGCACGAAGCAGUGGUCUCAGUUAUCAUAAAAGAACACAUACAGGGGAGAACCGCUAUGAAUGUAACUAUUGUGGUAAAGCCAUAGCAGGAAAGAGUAAACUCCAAAUACAUAAGCGAACACAUACAGGGCAAAAGCUCUAUGAAUGUAACCAAUGUGGUAAAGCCUUUGCUGGAAGCAGUGGUCUCGAUUAUCAUAAAAGAACACAUACAGGGGAGAAACCCUAUGAAUGUAAGCAAUGUCGUAAAGCCUUUGCGUGCAGCAGUGGUCUCAAAUAUCAUAAAAGAACACAUACAGGAGAGAAACCCUAUGUAUGUAACCAAUGUGGUAAAGCUUUUGCACAUAGCACUGUUCUCCAACGUCAUAAAAGAAUACAUACAGGGGAGAAACCAUAUUGAUGUAACCAAUCUGAUAAAAAUUUUUCACAAAACCAGAGUCUUAAUACAUAUUAAAGAACAUGUAUUUGAGCAAA
Molecule: messenger RNA, 1666 nt
Organism: Grammomys surdaster
Lineage: Eukaryota; Metazoa; Chordata; Mammalia; Rodentia; Muridae
Product: zinc finger protein 709-like
Exons: 4
Coding region: 105-1592 (495 amino acids)
Biological process (GO): regulation of DNA-templated transcription
Source: RefSeq, a predicted model, not a curated record